Dipodomys spectabilis (banner-tailed kangaroo rat) is the source of this 678-nucleotide messenger RNA. RefSeq names its product transforming protein RhoA-like. The record is from RefSeq and is a predicted model, not a curated record. Gene Ontology annotation, biological process: stress fiber assembly; small GTPase-mediated signal transduction; cell migration. Gene Ontology annotation, cellular component: cleavage furrow; dendritic spine. NCBI's taxonomy places the organism in Eukaryota, Metazoa, Chordata, Mammalia, Rodentia, Heteromyidae. Gene Ontology annotation, molecular function: GTPase activity; GTP binding. The transcript has a single exon. The coding region runs from base 97 to 678 and encodes 193 amino acids.
UGGGAGUCAUCGCUUGAGCCUUUUACCUGAGAAGCUCAAGGUACUUUGCUAAACUUCUGUCACACACACUGUACGUUUUGCGCACAUAUGUAAGAGAUGGCUGCCAUCCGAAAGAAACUUGUGAUUGUCGGUGAUGGAGCUUGUGGCAAGACAUGCUUGCUCAUAGUCUUCAGCAAGGACCAGUUCCCAGAGGUUUAUGUGCCCACGGUGUUUGAGAACUAUGUGGCAGAUAUUGAAGUGGAUGGACAGCAGGUAGAACUGGCUUUGUGGGACACAGCUGGGCAGGAAGAUUAUGAUCGCCUGAGACCCCUCUCCUACCCAGACACUGAUGUUAUACUGAUGUGUUUCUCCGUUGACAGCCCUGAUAGUUUAGAAAACAUCCCAGAAAAGUGGACUCCAGAAGUUAAGCAUUUCUGUCCCAGCGUGCCCAUUAUCCUGGUUGGAAACAAGAAGGAUCUUCGGAAUGAUAAGCAUACGAGGCGGGAGUUGGCUAAGAUGAAGCAGGAGCCAGUUAAACCUGAAGAGGGCAGAGAUAUGGCCAACAGGAUUGGCGCUUUAGGGUACAUGGAGUGUUCAGCAAAGGCCAACGACGGAGUGAGAGAGGUUUUUGAAAUGGCCACGAGAGCCGCUCUGCAAACCAGUCGUGGGAAGAAAAACUCUGGGUGCCUUGUCUUGUGA